Messenger RNA from Ochlerotatus camptorhynchus, 1412 nucleotides. It is a transcript of the gene geminin, whose product is annotated as geminin. The transcript is spliced from 3 exons. Lineage: Eukaryota; Metazoa; Arthropoda; Insecta; Diptera; Culicidae. Bases 118 to 753 code for a protein of 211 amino acids. Gene Ontology annotation, biological process: regulation of DNA replication. The record is from RefSeq and is a predicted model, not a curated record.
AGUUUAGGCGCAAUUUUCCAAGCAGCGAUCGGGACGCUAGUUUCGGAAAAUAAAAACAAAUUCCAAGGGAUUCAACUAGACUAAUUAAACGAAAAAGUUUGCUCAUCAAACGUGAGGAUGUCGGCCUCAAGUGGCAAGAUCAUGAUUCCGGUGGAAUCACCAGCAGAACAGGAGGUAGAGCAUCAGAAAAAUGCCCGGAAACUACUGAGGAAUGUCCAGAACGUGCCCGCAAUGAACAAGGAAAACUUAGGAAAGCUGAACAAGCUUCCGGCCUAUUUGGCCCAGAAGGAACUGGCCAAGAAAACGCUAUUCUCCGAUGCAAUGGAAGCAAUCGAACUGAAACGGAAGAAGACUACCGUCCAGUCCCAAUCAUGCCAGACCUCUCCGGAGAAGAAACUGUCCACAACAGUAAAACCCAAAAUUACCGUUGAGGACCUCACGUCGGAGGAAGGUCCCAGCGAGCAGUACUGGGAAGUUUUAGCGGAAAGGCGUCGGAUGGCUUUGGAGGAAUCUCUGGCAGAGAAUAUGGAGCUCUACGAUAAGGUUAAUGGUCUGGAAGAGGAAUUAAGCCUAUCUAAGGAGAUGCUCCAGGAGGCUCAAAAUCUGGUUGAAAUUUUGACCGAAAUGCUACAAGAGGGCGAAGCGGAGCAGGAUGAGGCCGGUAGCAGUAAGGAUGGCAUCAACCUGGUGGACGACAGCGGUGUCCCAGCAGAACCAGAGAUACACAGUGAUUGCGACGAUGAUGAUCUGUAAGGUUGCAGGUAUCGGGAUUGUUCUGAUUUUUAUUGACAUGCCUCGAAGUCGUGAGUUUUUAUAUGUAAUACCAAUUAUGCGGGAUAGAGAUCUACGGUUCCGUAAAUUUCUACUGUAAAUAGUCGAAAAGCAUUUGGAACCAGACCUGAACGAAUAUUUUUUUUCGUGUGGGAAAAUUGUUCUAAUGUAAUAACCAUAUUAACUUAAUCAUAAUUUUCAUCCUGACAAGGAAUUCAACGGAAUGUUUCUACUCUUACCAUUCAUUUGUAGUACAUAGUUGUUCAUCUGUAGAAUUAUGCGUGAUCACCACUGACCCAAUUCUGAACUAAGUUUGCUUUUUGUUGUUUUGAAGAAAUAUAUGUGUGAAAUCGAAAGAAGUUUAGCGAUUUCUUUGGUGAAGAAAUAAUUUGAGAACAUUAUAUUUUGUUUUUUCAAGUAGGAAAAUGUUUGGUUCUUUAUUAUCAAUAAAUUAUUACAAUACAAUAUCAUAAAUUAGAUGUGGAAUGUAAGCCUUUUCCAAUCAUCAGUCUUUACUGGAAGAAUUGCAUAUCCUAAUCACUAAUCUUUGGGAUUUACGCUGAAAUCUAUAAUAUCAACUGGGAUUUCUCUGCCUCAACCGGCCGCAACGAAGCGUGAUUCACCAACCGGACGUCAUUGUC